UCAAAGAUCAGUGUAGCUCGAACAUUGUUUUGCUGAUAGGUGGUCAGGCAGGAUGCUUUUCCAGGUCAUCCUGCUCACCGCCCUUGGGCAAGCAACUUCGCAAGACCAUGUGGCCCAGCGACAAUUGAGCUUUCGCAAGCCCGACUCGUUUCAGCAGCUGUCAGUUGCGGCCAAAGUUCGCCGCCGCCUAGAGGAAGACCUCUUUGGCGAUAACAACGGGUCGUAUCUCUAUGGCUACGGCCAAAACACCUCGGGUUCCUAUGGCUACGGCCAAAACACCUCGGGUUCCUAUGGCUAUGGCCCCUAUGGUAAUGCCUCUGGCUCCGGUGGUUACGGUCCAUACGGCUACGGGAACAAGAGCUGGCUGGAAUGCCCAGAACAGUAUUGCUAUUCCAUUGUCUACACUGAUGAUGGAGAAGUCGACUGGGAUGCCACGUUGCAGGUGACGGAGUACACCUGUGGCACCUGGGAAGAAGGAUGCCCGUGCCACGAGAAGUUCGAGGUCCAGUGCGAAAGCUACGGCUACAAGAUGUGCUACCCGAAGACAGAGGGCUGCUCUGAUCCCUUUGAAGUCGAGUGCGAUGAUGAGACAGAGCGCGUCUGCAAGGACGAGUGGUCUGCCUACUGCUGGGACAAGUCUUGGGGAAGCUGCCCGGUCACCUGCAGCCACGAGGAAACGUAUUGCUACUCCUAUGUCUACGAUUCUACAGGAGAAGUGAACUGGACGGCUCCACAGACCCAGUUCUGUGCCAAUAUGACCACUGGCUGCCCUUGUGAUCCCCAAUGGGAGGACACGUGCACUGACUCAUGGGGCUACAGCUGGUGCACUCCCAAGACUUACCCGUGCCCAAUCGAAUGCGGCCAUGGUGAGCAGGUGUGCCACAGCUACACCUACCUGCCCACGGGUGAACCAGAUUGGUCCGUCCCUCAUAACCAGAGCUGCGCCCCUUGGAAUGGCAGUUGCCCAUGCCACCCCCAGUUUGAGGAGCUCUGCACUGACUCUUGGGGCUAUUCCUUCUGCCAACCCACGCACGGCGGCCAUUCCUGUCCUAUUACCUGCAAGGAAGAUGAGCACUAUUGCUGGGAGACCCCCUACGAUGAGUUUGGGAACGUGAACUAUUCUGCUCCAUGGAAGGAAAGCUGCGCCGCUGCAGAAGCUGGUUGCCCCUGUGAUCCAGUCUGGGAGCACCAAUGCACUGUAUCUGGAUAUGGCUAUUCGAGCGGCUACUCCUGGUGUGAAAGCAAGUCUUACAGUUGCCCUGUAGACUGUGGUGACGCUGUCACGUGCUGGCACUACUCCGGCAAUACAAGCUGUGCCACUGACAGCGGAUGCAGCUGCGAAGCCGACGAACUCGCCUGCCAGGACUCUGCAGGAAAGACUGAGUGCUAUGCAAAGGAAUGGUAUGGAGAGACCUGCCCUUUGACGUGCAACUAUGACACGGAGAACUGGUGCUACCGCGUGGGAUUCGACUCGCAGGGUAUGAUGACAUGGACAGAGUACUGCUACACCAGGGAAAGUGACGAUGACUGGUGGUGCCCUGUGCUCUGCGACGAGGCCACGGCAAAGACCUGUGGAACGGGCGACUUCGCCGAGUGCGUGGCCUUGACGGACGAAUGCCCAGAGGUUUGCACCUCCGAACAGCAGACUUGCUGGGUUUCCAACUACGACACCCAAGGCAACUACCUGAGUGGCAAAGACAAGUGCGCGCCAAAGGACGAAGAGUGCCCCUGUGGUGAGAACAGCCAGCUCUGCACCUUUGAUGGCUGGUCGUAUUGCGAGUCAAGAUAUUAUGGUUGUCCAUUGACUUGCGCUGCGGACGAAAAGUACUGCUACCCAAUGUCCUACACGCCUGAAGGUCUUUACGACCCAGAUGCCAAUGUCCAAGAAUCUUGUGCAAAAUUGAAUGCCACCUGCCCAUGUGGUGCAAAUGCCAAGCCAUGCAAAUGGACAGAUGAUUGGGGCUAUGAAGAGGAGUGGUGCUUUGCAGAAGUUGAAUCAUGCCCGGUCACCUGCUCUUCAGAUCAAAAGAGGUGCUACCUCACGGACUUCAACGCUUCCGGAUAUCCCGAGAAAUUCUCCGAAAGCUGCGUCGCAAAGACUCGGUCCUGCACUUGUGGAACGAAUUCUCAAGAAUGCUAUGAUCCACUCUUCGAAGAGAACUUCUGCUAUCCUUUGGUUGACUUCUGGACCAAUGAGCCGAUGAAGUGCCCAGUCUACUGCACCGACAAGCAAGACUACUGCUACAUUCCCAGCUUCGACACCAAGGGGAAUUGGAUCAGCACAACGGAGGAAUGCGUUCCAAAAGGCCAAGCUUGCGAUUGCACCAAGGGGCAAAACGCAUUCUCCUGCACUUGGACAGAUCCGCUCUGGGGAUCUUGGACGGAGUGCCUGCCCACCCACAACGGAUAUUGCCCAAGUGACUGCCCAACAGGUGAAGUCGCGUGUGACAUGGUCGAAGACUACCUGCCCAACGGCACCUCCUUGGGAUUGGUUCAACCUUCGGUGAAAUGCGCUGCAAGCUACGAUAAAUGCCCCUGCAGCAAGGAGGCUUCGCGCUGCCCAAAUCAGGGCUGCAUCUUCAAGGACGAAGGAUGCGCCGCCGAAUGUGGAGCGAAUGAAAAGAAAUGCUAUGUGUCAGACUUCACCGAGGGAGGCGUCUUGAUCAGCGACCAGGAGUUCUGUGUUCCCAAGAAGGACACGUGCCAAUGCGGUAAGAACACGGCCAAGUGUGACAACAGCGACCUAUGCCUGCCCCUGGCCGAAAAGGAACUGGUCUGUCCCUGCAAGGGAUCCGAGACGUCUUGCAAUGUGGCGGACUAUGACAAGAAUGGCGUGGUGACGGGCUUCUCCACGCAAUGCGUCAAGGAUGGCACCGCCUGUCCGUGUGGAAAGAACACCAUCAGCUGCCCUGAUCCCAACGAUGUGCUGAAGAAAGAGUGUGUUCCCAGCCACAAUCACAAGAAGUGCCCCGAGCCUUGUACCGUUGAUGCCAUCGUUGCAGGCCAACAGACUUGCGUGCAGAUCAACCUGGAUGACAAGGGAAAUUUCAAAUCUGAGACUGUCACAUGCAUCAGUGAGAAUGCGACCUGCGGCGUGGGCGAGGGAAUGAAGCGCUGCCCAUCGGGAGCGGUGAUCGCAGUGGAUACCACUUGCGUCAACAAGUAUGCUGCCACUUCCGGAGGCCGUCGUUUGAGCAGCCGCCGUAUGAGCACAACUCAGACUGCUCAGAGGGAGACCUGCAGCGCCAUCAUCACCAUGUCGAGCUUGCGAUCAGAUGCUGUCUCCAAAGCCGAGACUGUCCGAGCGAAGAUGAACAGUGCACUCCAAAUGCCGGGCGGUUUCAAGAGCACUCUCACCAUUAAGUCAUCGACAUCACGCCGCUUGGAGAGGAAUCGAAAACUCAGUCGAAAACUGAGUACAGCCGCAGCCACCAUGAUCUUCAACAUUGACAAUCAAGGAAUUUCCUCAUCGGUGAGUCCAGGGCAGGUCUGCGAGGAAUUGAAGAAGAUGGUGAAGAGCAGCAGUCCGGCCCUGACCAACGCUGUGAGCCUUGCUGGAGUGAUUGAUUCAAAGGCUGGUGUGAACCUAGAGAUCUCCACGGCGACCUUGCACAGUCGAAGCGAAGCGGCUGUGGAGCAGAGGAAUGAGAAGGCUGGAAUCACCACCCGAGCGCCAUCGACAACUGCGGCCACAACGGCCACAACGGCCACGUCGGGAUCAAGCGCUGCUUCAACGACAGAUGCUUCGUCAACAUCUGCGCAGGUCAGUACGACUGCGGGCACGACGCAAACGCAGGUGGAGGAGACCUCGGGCGCAAGGGUGCUGCGCGGACUUGCCGCGUUGCUCACGGCCAUGGUCGUUGUGGAGCGAAGCUAAGUCGCUCGAGGCAUAACGAGCCAUGGGACACAACAAUGCAGCGAACUCUGCGAAGCAGAGUUGCGCCCUGUGACGUGUUAUUUUUUGUUGGGAAGCACCACAACUUGGAUAUC
Cladocopium goreaui is the source of this 3990-nucleotide messenger RNA. The record is from the annotation of a GenBank genome assembly. NCBI's taxonomy places the organism in Eukaryota, Dinophyceae, Suessiales, Symbiodiniaceae.